This is a messenger RNA of Halteromyces radiatus, 967 nucleotides long. RefSeq lists its product as uncharacterized. The transcript has 4 exons. The record is from RefSeq and is a predicted model, not a curated record. The coding region runs from base 1 to 771 and encodes 256 amino acids. Lineage: Eukaryota; Fungi; Mucoromycota; Mucoromycetes; Mucorales; Cunninghamellaceae.
AUGAUAUAUUGUAAGAAGGCCCAGGUCUUUUCAAUAAGGUGGAAGGAACAACAAUAUAAGCCGACCUUCACCGAUGUCAUUGAUUGUUCACAGUCCCCUUCCAUUGAUCCUACCAAAGUUAUGAUGGGAAAAAGAAUCCAUGUAUUUAUUUAUCUAAAAACCUCAAAUGAUAUUCAUUAUAUUUCAUUGACAAAACAUCAUGAGUUGAUUAUUCUAAUAUUCUUUGUGUUGUACCUAAAAUAUUGUCAUACUGUAGACGAUAAAAGUAGUUUACAAACAAAUAAUGAUUUAACAUUAAAUCCGGGUUAUCCCGAUGCAUCUAUUAUUUGCAACCAUCCAUCAUCCUCUCACUGUCGACUUCCAUCCUUUUCCUCACUUCUUUCCUGGACACCUGAAACAUCAUCAUCCAUAGAUCACUGUUCACCCUCUACUUUUUGUCAAACACAACAACAACCUUUACCUUCCAUUUCUUCGACGAUCUACAAUACUUCCAUGGAUACAAGACGCACGAAAAAAACAAAAUUGUUGUCAAGAAAAUCAUCCGUCACUUUCAAACCUUAUCAAGUCGAUGAUCUAACAUCAGUCAAACCUAGAUGGCAAGAAACUGAACGGAAGAAUUUAUUAAAGGCCAUUGUCAAGGAAAAACAAUUGGAUGACAUGACCUCGUUUUCUUGGGAUCGUAUUUCUCUAGCUGUUGGAAGGGCAAAAAAGGCUUGUAAGGAUCAAUGGCGACGUGAAGUCUUACCUGCUUUGUUGGACAAGUUGAAAUAGAAACUAUCACCUUUUUUUUUUUUUUCUUUCUUUCUUUCUGGACCCUACACACAUACACAUUAUUAGGACAUUGUGUGAAACAAACAAAGAUUCAUUUAUUCAUUGUUUUCUUUUUUUUUUUAUUUUUUUAUUAUACAUAUUCAUAUACAAAAUAAAAAAAGAGAUUCAAAAUAAACAGAUACUAGUCUAAAGAAUU